This is a messenger RNA of Macrosiphum euphorbiae (potato aphid), 321 nucleotides long. The record is from the annotation of a GenBank genome assembly. Lineage: Eukaryota; Metazoa; Arthropoda; Insecta; Hemiptera; Aphididae.
AUGAAAGUUAAAAGUCAUUCAGGGUUUUCUUCUUGUACGCGCUGUACAAUUGAAGGUGAAUAUCAACAAAGCCGUGUUUGUUUUCCUUACUUAGAAAAUGGAAGCACUAUUAGAACGCAUGGUGACUAUAAACAAAUGAAACAUGAAGAACAUCAUACAUCCAUUACAAUUUCAAGUAUUUGUUCAAUUUUAAAUGUAGAUAUAGUUCAAUCAUUUUCAAUGGAUUAUAUGUAUUUAGUGUGCCUAGGUGUUAUGCGUAAACUAAUUCAUUUAUGGAUGGGUAAUACUAAAGGACCCAUGAAUGUACGAAUACCCAGCUGA